Messenger RNA from Scomber scombrus (Atlantic mackerel), 1796 nucleotides. It is a transcript of the gene qdpra, whose product is annotated as quinoid dihydropteridine reductase a. The transcript has 7 exons. The coding region runs from base 77 to 787 and encodes 236 amino acids. Gene Ontology annotation, cellular component: cytoplasm. Gene Ontology annotation, molecular function: NADH binding; 6,7-dihydropteridine reductase activity; NADPH binding. Lineage: Eukaryota; Metazoa; Chordata; Actinopteri; Scombriformes; Scombridae. The record is from RefSeq and is a predicted model, not a curated record. Gene Ontology annotation, biological process: L-phenylalanine catabolic process; tetrahydrobiopterin biosynthetic process.
UCUAUCUGUCUGUAUUUCAGCUGUCGCUCGGCCUCAGUUCAGUUUCAGCUCACUCACUGCCGACCAAAACGGAAACAUGGCUGCUAACCGGGUGAUCGUAUAUGGGGGAAGAGGCGCACUGGGCUCCAAGUGCGUCAAACACUUCAAAUCCAAAGGAUGGUGGGUCGCUAAUAUCGACAUGGCUGCAAACGAGGAGGCAAAUGAAAACGUGAUUGUCAAGUUGAGUGAAUCUUUCUCCGAGCAGGCAGGACAGGUGACGGGAGAGGUGGCCCGGUUGCUAGGGGAACAGAAAGUGGAUGCCAUCCUGUGUGUGGCGGGAGGAUGGGCGGGAGGCAACUCUAGUUCCAAAGAUUUAUACAAAAACUCAGAUCUGAUGUGGAAACAGAGUGUGUGGACCUCCACUAUCUCCAGCCACCUCGCCGCUCUGCACCUAAAAGCAGACGGACUGUUGACUUUGGCUGGAGCUAAAGCAGCUCUGUCAGGCACCGGAGGCAUGGUAGCGUAUGGCAUGGCCAAAGCUGCCGUCCACCAGCUGUGUCAGAGCCUAGCAGCCAAAAACAGUGGGAUGCCAUCAGGAGCUGCUGCUGUGGCUAUACUACCGGUUACGUUGGAUACGCCAAUGAACAGGAAGUUCAUGCCUGAUGCAGAUUUCGGUACCUGGACGCCACUGGAGUACAUUGCAGAGCUGUUCUUCAACUGGUCCACUGGGGUGAACCGUCCACCUUCAGGAAGCCUGAUGGAGCUGCUGACCUCCGGAGGCGAAACCCAGGCUGUAGCCGCGCAGUAAUGGACAGAGUGGAGCUGUGGAGACGGUGAUGGGGGGGGAAGAAGAGAUAAAGAUGGAUGGAAGCAGAGGGAGAGAUGAGGAGAGAGGGGAGGAUAUGGGGCUGGAGAGAUAGGGGGAGUGAUGAAGAGGGUUGGAGGGUGUAGAGGUGAAGAAGAGAGAUGGUGACAGAGAGGAACUGAAUGAAAUAGGGAGGUGGAGAGGCGACUGCCAGAUGGGUUUGUUUUGGAAGGGUGAAGAGAAGGGGGGCUUUCAGUGCAAAUGCAGGCUCACAGCGCCAUCUAGCUGUACAUCACUACAAUCAUCCCACUGAAGCAGUCACUCAGACAGUCUUAAAUCUUCAGAAAUGGAACUACACCACUUACACAUACUCAGGGUGAUGUCCAACUAUUUCUUCAAAGUAUUCAGACUUAAUAAAAAGAUUGGUGAAGUGAAAUUUGUGCUAAAUGAGCAGCAUUUAAUGUCAAAAUGCUUAUGUAGAUCUUAUUUGGUCAGGCUUAUGUGGAAGCGACCACUGGUUAAGGGUCCUAUAUAAUUUGUGAUACGAUAACAUUGUAAUUCUGUCAAAGCAGUGUUCAUUAUAAUGAUUAUAAUGUGGAAAACUGUGGAGAAUGAAUGAUCCAUGUCUUCAGUUUACCUAUAAGAGCACAUCUCUAUCCUAAAUGUUUAUUAAAAAAAUACUGUAAUUGCUUACAGUAACUUUCUGUAACUUGGAGACGUGCAGGACAAUGUCAGUCUUGUGUGACAUCUGUAGACCUUUUCAGUUUGUACUGUCGUCCCUAAAGGUCCUCUGCCACUGCUGAACCUCGAAGUCGAAGAAAGCCGCUGUCUUCUCUCAUACGGACAAUAUGCUUUAAAGUAGAGUGGCCUUAUUUUAUGUUGGUGGCUAUCAAGUCCAAGUGUUCUUGGUGUCCGUGGUAUGAAACAAAAGGUACUCUGUCCUGUUGUGAGUUUUCUAUGUCAUGUAUUGUAAAAAUGUCAAAUUCACAAUAAAAUAAAUCAUUUGUGUGAA